GCCUUUUCUUCUUCAUCCAUCCAUCCUCGGGGAAUUCAUAGAGAGAGAGAGAGAGAGAUACCUCCUCCCACAAAUCUCACAUUUUUCUUCUUAAAAAUUGUUUUUUGGGCCUAAAUUUGUCAGCUUUUGUCUCAUUGCCCGGCAGAAAGCAGAGAUUCCUUCAUUUUGAUGCAAUCCUUUCUUCUCGCUUUCUGUGACAAUCACCAGCCUUACCCCCGACAAUGGUGUCUCCCCUGUCGCCGCCAUGGCGCCGUCUCCCCCUCGUUGCCGCCCUCCUCCUGAUCGCCGUUUCCGUCGCCUCCGCCUCUUGCGACAACGAGCAAUUGGUGAAAGUUAAAACAUGGCUUGAUGGCAAAAACGAUAAAACAUUUGGUGGUUUAAGUGCAAGCUUUAGUGCUUUGUUGCCCUCAGAUGCCAAAAAAGGUCAGAAAUUGGCUGCUGUUAUUCCAGAUCCUGCAAAUGGUUGCUCAAAUUCCUCUGUAAAGCUAUCUGGAUUGGUUGCCUUGGCUAUGCGUGGUGAAUGUGAUUUUACUGCCAAGGCAGAAAUUGCACAAGCUGGAGGUGCUGCCGCCAUUUUGGUGAUAAACACUGAUGAAGAUCUAUUUGAGAUGGCUUGUCCUAAGGACAAUUCCACUCUCAAUGUAUCAAUUCCUGUUGUUAUGGUUGCAAAGUCAACAGGAGGUUCUCUGAAGUCCAUGGUAGGUUCAGGGAAAGUGGAAAUCCUACUAUAUUCACCAGAUCGUCCUAUUGUUGAUCAAGGAGUUUUAUUUCUCUGGUUAAUGUCUGUUGGAACCAUCAUCUGUGCUUCCCUUUGGCAAGACAUGACAACAACUGAGCAGACGGAUGAGCGCUAUAAUGAACUAUCCCCAAAGGAGUCUUCUCAUGGUGGAGCUGUUAAAGAUGAUUCCGAGAAGGAAGUCUUGGAUAUCAGUGUGAAGGGUGCUAUCUUUUUUGUGAUUUCAGCAUCGCUCUUUCUCGUGCUGCUCUAUUUCUUCAUGUCAUCGUGGGUCUUUUGGUUGCUGAUAGUCCUCUUCUGCAUUGGUGGCAUUGAGGGGAUGCAUUCUUGUAUCAUGGCUAUCAUAGCAAGGACAUGUAAAUGCUGUGUUCGAAACACUGUUCAUUUACCUCUCUUUGGGGAAACGGCUAUUGUCUCUAUUAUUGUACUAUGCCUCUGUUUAGCAUUCGCCAUCUUCUGGGUUAUACAUCAGGCAGCAUCUUAUGCUUGGAUUGGUCAAGACAUUCUUGGGAUCUGCAUGAUGAUAACAGUCUUGCAGGUUGCUCGUCUGCCCAAUAUCAAGGUUGCUUCUGUACUGCUGUCAUGUGCAUUUCUUUAUGACAUCUUCUGGGUCUUCAUUUCACCUUUCUUCUUCAAAGACAGCGUUAUGGUUGCGGUUGCUAAGGGUGAAAACAGUGGUGGAGGUUCCAUUCCGAUGCUCUUGAGAGUUCCUCGGAUCUCUGAUCCUUUCGGUGGUUAUGAUAUGAUUGGCUUUGGGGAUAUCCUAUUUCCUGGUUUGCUUGUUUGUCUUCUUUUCAGAUUCGAUAGAUCAAAUAAGAGAGGCGUACUGAAUGGAUACUAUUUCUGGGGUGUUGUUGGAUAUGCAUGUGGUCUCUUGUUUACAUACCUCGGGCUGUACCUGAUGGAUGGGCAUGGACAACCUGCACUUCUUUAUCUUGUUCCAUGUACAUUAGGACUAUCCCUUGUUCUGGCUCUGAUAAGAGGAGAACUGAGAUUGCUUCUGUCCUAUGGCAACGAUUCGACACCAGACCCGUCUGGACAAGCUUGAACCACGAAUGCUAUGGCUACUCUCUCAUCUGCGCCCACCCGAUAAGAAGGUCAAAUCGGUGAGAAGACUCUUGUUGUGACUGGAUCUCUGUCAGGGGAAGGCCUUUAUAUAUACAUAUGUAUUUUUUUGUAAAGAGAAGCAAAAGGGCUUCUUCCCCGUCAGUUUUACACACUAGGAAUUAAAACUGACCAUCAUUUGCUUUGAGAAUCAUUCUGCAAGGACAAAAGAAUCUUUUUGUUAAUAUGAAUGUGGGAAGCAGUGUGACAUUUUCAUCCUUUUUACGUAUGAAAUCUUUCUGUUGCUGUAA
Molecule: messenger RNA, 2091 nt
Organism: Punica granatum (pomegranate)
Lineage: Eukaryota; Viridiplantae; Streptophyta; Magnoliopsida; Myrtales; Lythraceae
Source: RefSeq, a predicted model, not a curated record